UUUUCAGCGAAAUUUACAUUUUAUUUUGUUGCUUGUUUUUCUCUGUGAAAAUGUCUGCUUAUAAUCAGUAUGGUAUGGCUCCAUUUAAUGGAAAAUCUGAUUUUAGCAUCUGGAAGCAAAAAAAUUAAAUGUAUUUUAAUACAACAAAAAUGUUUUAAAGCAGUUGGCGAAACCUAUUUAAUUUCUGACACAGAAGAGAAAAGGGCUGAAAUGAAUGAAAAUGCAUGUUCUGUGAUUUAUUUGAACUUAUCUGACUCUGUGAUUAGAAAAGUUGGAAUUUUAGAGAGUGCUAAAAUUCUGUGGGAUAAAUUGAAUGAACUGUAUACUGAGACCUCUUUGCCUAACCGGAUAUUUUUACUUGAGAAAUUCUUCAAAUUUAGACUAGAUAUGUCUAUAGAUAUUGAAGAAAAUCUAGAUGUUUUUACCAAACUUAUUUCGGAUAUUAAGUUGUGUGGUGAUAAGCAUAUAGAUGAUUAUUCUCCCAUUGCUCUUUUAAAUGCUAUUCCUGAUUCCUUUAGUGAUGUGAAAUCUGCUAUUAAGUAUGGUAGAGAUAAUGUGACUCUUGACAUUGUGGUUAAUGGUCUUAAGAGUAAGGAAUUAGAUUUAAAACAGAUGGGUGAGGGUAGAAAAUCCGAGGAAGUUAUGCAUGUGAGGGGUAGAGAAAAUAAUAGUAGACGACAUAGAUCUAAGUCUAGGUCUAGUUCGAG
Molecule: messenger RNA, 707 nt
Organism: Cuscuta epithymum
Lineage: Eukaryota; Viridiplantae; Streptophyta; Magnoliopsida; Solanales; Convolvulaceae
Source: the annotation of a GenBank genome assembly